CAUAUGACCUGUGCCGUCUCUCGGAGACUUCUAGCCACAGACGCUGGGCAGGGUGACCGAAGAUGCAAGUUGACCAACCGGUGUGCCUCCGUGGGUGACAAUCCCUCCUUAAGAACAACCUCAGACGCCUCGGAUUUGCUCGUUUCGUUCGGUUCCCUCUGCCAGAGUCAAACCAGAGGCACAAGCAGCUGCGAAGGGAAUGAACCCUCUUUUUGGACCAGACAUCAGCUAUCUCUUCAUCUUCGCUUAAUCCACGUUACCAUACAUACACAGCACCAAUCAGCCAGCUAUUCUCCUGCCUGCUGCCUCGCCAGACUCAUGCAAUAUGUCUACAAUUUUCCGUCUUUUAGGUUUCAACGCGCGCCAACAAAGAUCACAAGCAAGCAGCAACGGGGAUAGUCCUUCGUUUGAUUCUGGCAGAUGGGAUUCAUACCAAACCGCACUUAUCUCAGAAAAUCCAGGAGCCGAGCCACUCGCAACAGUUUGGCUAGAGGCUUCGGCAUGCAAACGUCGGCUUGCGCUUUCGUCAACCGCCAGUACUUUGGAAUCAAAUAGCGCUCUACAUCAUAACAAGUUUAUAUCAUCCUCCUGUACUAGCACCAGGUAUUAUUCAUUCGAACAACCCAAACCAUCAUCCAUCUUCUCUGAAAUGUCAUGUUCUCAGCGUGGCCCGGGUCAAGCUCGAAAUUUCAGUAAUGCUUCCUUACCGAUUGUUCAAAGGACUGGACGAGUGAAGCUCCCACAGGUGGUCAAACCCACCCGGCGAAAAAAAUCUGACCCGCAAGCCGACGAUUCCACGAGACCACCAAAGCCUCCAACGCCUUCGAAAUUAAUCCGGAUACCGCUUAAAUAUCCCAGAGCCCAGCUAUCGACCCCUACACCUCCCCAGUCCAAUCAUCAGUUAUCACGAUAUCGCACCCAGUCAUUAUCAUGUCUUAAAUCAACUCGCGACACAAAUUCUAAUGAAGGCAUAGAUGAAAACCCAGAGAUGCUCUCGGCGGCGUUUUUUUUGCCCAAGUUAUCCAUGGAACCUUCCAUCGUCAGUUGUACUACCACUCCGGGCUGGAAAAAGCCUAUAGAUGACAACAUCAACACCCGCCUCCCCGACGCUAGCAGGUCGUUAACUACCGCCUCAUCAUCUUCAACACGACAACCGCACAGUGAAGGAUUACAUUCCCCUCAGGCGUAUACCCCGCCUUGCCCUUCAGGGUUCCAAACUUGGCGGCCAUCGCUCUCAGAAUAUCACCACUCGGCAGUCACGCAUGAAGAUGAGACCAUCCAAGACCCUUGCAACCCCGGAAAUUCUAAUGAAUCUCAAUCUAGCUACGGAUACCGAUUUUCUUCUUCAGGAGGGCCUGACAUCGGCAGCGCCACCUAUUCUUCAACAGUGCCUCGGAGCUCUCAUUCCUCAAGUGGAUCACAAUUCAGCUUUAUCUCAGUUUAUCGCUCCCCCGAAAGUUUCAACUCCCAAACGCGACACAACCCUUGUCUACCGAGCGAGCCACCACGUCAUUUGCGCGAAACUCAAUCCAAUCAGAUCAAUCCUCAGAUUGUUGGGAUCCAUUCGCAGACCUGCUCUUCAACCCAGCAACUAGAAUUACUCUGUUCCACGAAGAAAAAGUACCCGUCUCUAUCUCUGUCCUCCGCACAGCCAAAUCCUUUCCCAUCCUUCGGCCGAAAGCCUCGAUCAAGUAGUAAGAGUAUUACAUACGCACCAGGCGACUACUCGGGGUUUAUAGACAUUGAGAAACCCCUGAAGACCUCAGCGGACAUGCACACUCCCUCCCCUUACCAGCGCGAGAUGCUUGAUAUCAUGGCCAUUCACGGCGAAUCUAUUUUCAAACCACCAGUUUCAACUGAACUGAUGUUCAAAAGACAUCCAUCGCCCUGCGAAGAACCCUCAGUUCAUUAUUCGAUGAACUCAUCCGCAGAGCCAAGCCCCAAAUAUAGAACACUUCUCAAAUCAUCACCACGAUCUGACACUUUUACUCAAAAACGUAUUGAACGAGUCGCUCCUCUCGACUCUGAAAACCUUGUUGGUUCCGGAGACGACAUCCAGAGCGGGAAAACACAUCUCAUCAACCAAGCAGAAAAAUCUGAACCAACAACCCCUCUUCUGCCCUUGUUCAAAUCUAUUGCGCCCUCACCACGAGAAUGUCGACUCAAGAAAAUUGUGUUACCCAUUCGCCCAUCUACAGCCGGGGCAAGUACCAGGUCUAACGGAUUUCCUAGAAGAUUGUCUCAGUCGUCGAGGAAUAAACCUCCAGUCGAGCAACACGAUCCACAAGAGACUUCAUCAAAGAAGGAUAAAUUCGAAGCUUUACUGAAAGCAUCUGAUGCAUCCAACGGCGGAACGAUGAAACUCUCCUUGAGCUCGAAAAUCGACAGUAUCGACGAAUCCCUUCAUGUGCCUUCAACAUUCUUACCUCAAUUGAGGUUCAGUUGCGAAUCCUCUUCUCUCACUGCUAGGCGGUCUAGUGACUGCGAAACUCGUGUGACUGUCAAUUCCUCGCUGAAGUCCAAAAGAUCUCAGCAGAUUUCGUUUUGAUAAACUUCUGGAGAAAACAAAAUGGAGAUUCAAAACUUGCGACAUUAUAAUAAGAAUGCUCGCAAUCCAUUUGGUUGAAAAACGGCUUUUGCUUGCCCCCGAGCGGAAGAUGGAGUAAGUGGAAUCUCAUGGCGUCCACACAAGCAAUUAAAGCAACUUCGAACCACUCCACUGCCUGGACAGUACCUUAGAAUUCUCCCGCUUCUCUUUCCCCCAUCCAUUAAUCCUAUGUUUUUUUCUUGAAUUUGAUAUCCUAUCUCUCAAAGUGGCAAUGUAAGUUUAUCCAUUGUCAUUGUCUCAUCAUAGUGUUUCAUGUAAAGCUUCAGUUUAUUCACCAUGUUGUACAAGUCUACUCAACUGUUUUGCCCUUCAUGUUUUUCUCUACCCUCCACAUACAUGCCACUUUUUCUUCUUCUUUGUCUGUGCUUUUAUCAAAGCAGAAAUUGGACAAGCCAAUCUGUCCCUGAAGUGUGAGAGCUGGAAUUUGCAUGACUGUUUGGUUUGAAAGUCGAUUAAUCAAGUGAUUCUGCAUCUAGAAGGGGAAGUCCUCCAUUAUUGGCUGUGUUCUAUUGCAAAUUGAUUACUACCAG
Messenger RNA from Puccinia graminis f. sp. tritici CRL 75-36-700-3, 3138 nucleotides. RefSeq lists its product as uncharacterized. Bases 326 to 2548 code for a protein of 740 amino acids. The record is from RefSeq and is a predicted model, not a curated record. The transcript is spliced from 4 exons. NCBI's taxonomy places the organism in Eukaryota, Fungi, Basidiomycota, Pucciniomycetes, Pucciniales, Pucciniaceae.